AUGUCGGUCCGAAAAUCCCCACCGCCCUCCGCGUCCGGUCCAGGCGCAGGCGGAGGAAUGGCCCUCACCAAGCGCGCGCGGGUAGACGACGAUGAGGCGGACGCAGACCCGUCCAUGAUGCUCAUGACGGUCGCGUCGUCGGGCGAGGGGCAGCGGAAGAGUGCGCUGGUCAGGAGUGUGAAGAGGACGAGUGGGCUGGAGGCGCCCAUUGUUAGUCUGGCGGGGGCACAUGGGGGCGAAAUAACGGCCUGCAAAUUCGAUCCAUCAGGACGGACAUUAGCAGCCGCUUCAGUCGACCGGAGUAUAUCACUGUGGAAUACCUACCCACCACAUGAGAACUACGGAAUACUGCCGAAUGUGCAUAAACAGGCUAUCCUCGAUAUCGCCUAUUCCCUGGAUUCAGAAGUCCUCUAUUCCGGCGGCGCAGAGGGCCAACUAAUAUCUACCGACCUCAAAACAGGCGAGCGCCUCUCGCGCUAUUCGGCGCACUAUGGCCCCCUCAACUCGAUCGCCGUCGCCCUUUCUGGCGGGCGCGAGCUGGUGCUCACAGGCGGGGACGACGGUGUAGCCCGGGUAUGGGAUCUGAGCAUGGAGGGCAAAGAGCCAGUGAUGGAGUUUGACGACGGCAGGGAUUGUCCGGUGACGGCGGUCGAGUGGAGCAAGGAUGGGAAUCAGGCGUUUGUGGGCGGUGUGGAUAAUGAGGUGAAAGUGUGGGACUUGAGGAGUGGGAAGGUGGUUUAUACGCUGCAUGGGCAUACGGAUACUAUCGCCUCCCUCGCCCUGUCCCCUUCAGGCCACUACCUAGCGGCCUACUCCCUCGACUCGGCGCUGCUCAUAUACGACGUCCGCCCCUUCUCUUCCGAGCAUAUGCGCGUCUACCGCUCCCUCACGGGCGCACCAGCAGGGUUCGAGGGCAACCUCAUCCGGUGCGCAUGGAGCAAGCACGACGGGGGAUCGCGUAUCGCGGCGGGCGGAGGAGAUCGGAGCGUGACGGUGUGGGAUGUCGUUGAUGGAAAAGUGGCGUAUAAGCUGCCGGGACAUAAAGGGACAGUGACGGGCGUGGACUUUCAUCCCAGAGAACCAAUCAUCCUGACUGGAUCAAAAGAUACGAAUUUGUUGCUGGGCGAGUUGGACGCUCAGGAUUAUUCGUAG
Dioszegia hungarica is the source of this 1152-nucleotide messenger RNA. Its product is annotated as WD40-repeat-containing domain protein. Gene Ontology annotation, cellular component: catalytic step 2 spliceosome. The transcript is spliced from 6 exons. The coding region runs from base 1 to 1152 and encodes 383 amino acids. Lineage: Eukaryota; Fungi; Basidiomycota; Tremellomycetes; Tremellales; Bulleribasidiaceae. Gene Ontology annotation, molecular function: RNA binding; protein binding. The record is from RefSeq and is a predicted model, not a curated record.